ACAAGGAAGUUUUGGAAAUGUUGAAGAUAAGGAGGCAGAGAGUGGAGAUGGAGAGGGAGAGUUGGGUUUUAGCCGAAAGUGAAGAUGAGUUAAAAGAGAAAGAGAGGACAAAUGGCGGAAGGACAGUGAGCCAACGACGAGAGAGAGAGAGGUGAUGAUGAAGGUGGAGUUCAUAUCUGCUACAUGCAAAUGCAGAUACUGCGAUCAGUUUCUUUGAAACGCCUAUAAAUGCCUCUUUCUGGCACCCAACACGCCACACAGAAGUUCUCUCUUUUCUUCUUCUUCUAGCCGCUCUUCUUUCAAUUCUUCCCAGACCCAAACGUUCUCUAUUUCUCUUCUUCUAUAUAGUGACGCCUCUUUUAUUCCAAUUCUUCCAAACCCACUCUCUCUCUCUCACACUCACACACACAGAAAUGGCAACUAAUAGGGAAGCUUUGAACCAACAGCUUCAGCAAAUCGUCAAUUCUUUGAAGGAACAAGGAAUACUUGAUAACCAAUUCGGGAUUGUUCAUUCAUUGAAAGAGUAUAACAGCCCAUUCUUUCUGGCUGAGAUGAUACCAAUGUUCUCCCAGAAUGUUCAAACUAUUCUCAGAGAUUUGACCCGAACGCUAGAAAAAGAACCUGUGAAUUAUUAUGAUUUGGAAGAGUACUGCAUUAAGCUGAAAGGAUGCACAUCAAGUAUUGGUGCACGUCGAAUGGCUCUUGCAUGUGUCACUCUUCGUCAAGCGGUGGACAACAAGAAUAAGGAUGGAUGUGACUCAGCUUUGAAUGGGAUGCGGCAUGAAUACCAAAACCUGCAAAGCAGCCUGGAUAUAAUUCUUGAGCUGGAAAGGAGAAUUGUGAGUCAUCAAGCUUGAAAUGUAUCCAACGAGGAGAGAGCUGUGGGAGGAUUUGCUGAGUGUCUCAUCACAUAUAUACUAGACAUGGAGGGCUUUUGGUUUAGUAUGUACUAGUAAGUAGUCUAGUACAUAGAAAAUGAAGGGAGUAAGUUUAAAUCAUGGGUUGGGGUUUUGGAUUUUUUUUUUUUUCUUUUUUCCUUUUUCCUUAUUUCCUUUUUUCAUUUUCUUUUUUUCUUUUUCCUUUUUUUUUUGUUUUGUUUUUUUUUUUUUUUUUGGUUGUUGAAGUUUAUGAUGACCAGUUUCAUCUGGUCAUCAGAUGCAAUUUUUAUAGAAACUCUUCAGUUUGGA
Vitis vinifera (wine grape) is the source of this 1187-nucleotide messenger RNA. RefSeq names its product histidine-containing phosphotransfer protein 1. The transcript has 6 exons. Lineage: Eukaryota; Viridiplantae; Streptophyta; Magnoliopsida; Vitales; Vitaceae. The record is from RefSeq and is a predicted model, not a curated record. Bases 414 to 857 code for a protein of 147 amino acids. Gene Ontology annotation, biological process: phosphorelay signal transduction system; cytokinin-activated signaling pathway; phosphorylation. Gene Ontology annotation, molecular function: protein histidine kinase binding; histidine phosphotransfer kinase activity. Gene Ontology annotation, cellular component: nucleus; cytoplasm.